Messenger RNA from Callorhinchus milii (elephant shark), 3043 nucleotides. It is a transcript of the gene katnal2, whose product is annotated as katanin p60 subunit A-like 2. The record is from RefSeq and is a predicted model, not a curated record. Gene Ontology annotation, molecular function: ATP binding; protein binding; ATP hydrolysis activity. NCBI's taxonomy places the organism in Eukaryota, Metazoa, Chordata, Chondrichthyes, Chimaeriformes, Callorhinchidae. The transcript is spliced from 17 exons. Bases 231 to 1835 code for a protein of 534 amino acids.
GUGGACAUUACCAACAGAGUGUUCAUUACCAACAGAGAGUGUUCAUUACCAACAGAGAGUGGACAUUACCAACAGAGAGAGUGGACAUUACCAACAGAGAGAGUGGACAUUACCAACAGAGAGAGUGGACAUUACCAACAGAGAGAGUGGACAUUACCAACAGAGAGAGUGGACAUUACCAACAGAGAGUGAAAGGUAUACCCGGGAGAGUGAGGCGGACACUUUGCCCGAUGUCUCAGGAUCUCUCCUACCAAACCAUGAAGGUGGCGAAUCAGGUCAGGGAGGCGGAAGAACUCCGGUCAGAGGCACGUCGCAAAAAUCUCCUGAUUUUAAUUUUGAACUACCUGUCGGAUGAGGGUUACAUGGACACUGCCAACUCACUGGACCAAGAAACCAACAUGGGACUACACCGUUUUGAAGUCUGUGACAACAUCGAUCUGGAAACCAUCCUGAUGGAAUACGAAAGCUACUAUUACGUCAAGUUUCAGCGAUUCCCAAAGCUAACCAAAAAGGCAGCGGACAGCGAAAGCGGAAAAUUGCAGCUGAGAAGUGGAGGGAAAUUAAAACGGACAAUGAGCUACACCAGCCAGGUGCUGCCUAGAAUCUCUACCACAAUGCGGCCAUCAUCCAAGACAGCAGUGAGGAAGACUGAGGUGAAAUCCGCUAGCAAGGAAAAACCAAAACAGGAAAACGGAUCUGCUACACCUUCUGACACCUCUGACUUUGGCUUGAGUGUAUCAGCCAUCAACAAGUGCGGAGACGGUCCUCAUACCAAGCGGAUCAUCGAUUUCCGCAGUCUGAUCCAAGACGCUGUGAAAAAUGAAGUUUCGCUGAACAGCCUGAGUUACAAUCAAGACCCUUCGGAGCGUUUAAUAAAACCUCUGGGUGCCUUCCUAGGAGCCAACAGUGAAUUGAGGGAGUUGGCGGUAGUUAUUAGCCGGGAUAUUUAUCACCACAAUCCCAACGUGACGUGGGACAGUAUCAUUGGGCUGGACGCAGCCAAGCGACUGGUGAAGGAGGCCGUGGUUUACCCGAUUAAGUAUCCUCAGCUCUUCACUGGCAUUCUGUCCCCAUGGAAAGGGCUUUUACUCUACGGACCCCCAGGCACGGGGAAAACACUGUUGGCCAAGGCUGUGGCCACGGAGUGUAACACCACCUUCUUCAACAUCUCGGCUUCAACCAUCGUCAGCAAGUGGAGAGGCGACUCCGAGAAACUGGUCCGGGUGCUGUUUGAACUCGCUCGAUUUCACGCUCCCUCAACUAUCUUCCUGGAUGAGCUGGAGUCCGUCAUGAGCCAACGGGGCAUUGGCCCAGGGCGGGGGGAGCACGAGGGGAGCCGGAGGAUGAAGACGGAGCUGCUGGUACAGAUGGAUGGUUUGGCCCGUUCAGACGAUCUUGUCUUUGUUUUGGCAGCUUCAAACUUACCGUGGGAGCUGGACCACGCUAUGCUGCGGCGGCUGGAGAAGAGGAUCCUGGUUGAUUUGCCCACCACAGAGGCCCGGCAGGUGAUGAUCCAGCACUGGCUGCCGCCUGUCAGCAACAGCGGGGGUGUGGAGCUGCGCACACAGCUAGACUACAGCCUGCUGGGAGACAAAACUGAAGGUUAUUCCGGCUCCGACAUCAAACUCGUGUGUAAAGAGGCAGCGAUGCGUCCUGUCAGGAAAAUCUUCGAUGCCCUGGAAAAUCCCCAAACAGAGAAGAACCCGCUGCCCAACAUCAAACUGGAAACUGUGACCACAGAGGAUAUACUGGAAGUCAUCGCUCACACCAAACCAUCAGCCAAGAAACUCAGCCAGAAAUACACAGCCUGGCAGAGUGACUACGAGUCUGUGUGAUAGGAGCAGAUUCCCCGAGGGCUGGGCCCUGGGUGACAAACCUCCCUUCCUNCCCCCCCCCCGUCAGAGCCUGGUCACCGACCGGCCCAGGAACAUUCAACCAAAACACCAGAGGGGAAGAUCUUUGGGGAGACUUCUGUCUGAGAACGUUUAGUGAAGAACGUGAGUUUGACACAGCGACUAUUCAGGUGUUGCUGCCAAGUGACUGACUGUGUUUGUAGGCAACCAAGCAAAGAGCCACACACAGCCAGGAAUCAAUGGCAGUUUCAUGUGGAGCUUUGACUGAGCGGACAGGUGGCACUUUAGGUUUGAUGUCUCCUCCUCGGGACGGCACCUCACACUACGCGCAACUCCCCAUCACCAUCCUGGAGUUUCAGGCUGGCAUUUGGAGUUCAGAUCACAACAAGGGCCUCGACUCCACAACCUUCAGAGCCAGGGGCAAGCGGCUAGCGAAUGAUCCAGACUAUCUCAGAUAGGAGUGUGGCCACACACACACACACACACACUAUCCCAUGCAGGAUAUUUAAUCUUUCCUCGAUGGAUUUCAUAAUCUACACUUCUCAACAAAGGUGUCAGUGUGUGUUUGGGGGUGACGGUGGGACAAUUAGAGACGAGUUGUUUUAAUCGCCAAGAAGUAUAGAUGAGAAGUCACACAUGCCAGGUGGCACCAGAACUGAGCAGCGAGUCAAAGGGCAGCACAGGAGGAGGGGGGGACUCACUGUUACGGAACAGAAACAGGUAUUUCAGCGCAUGAAGUCUGCACUGAGUUAUCUCCCAGAGUCAUCUAGUCUAUUCCCACUCUUGCUGUCUAUACAUACUCCCACGCCCUGUAUUAUCCAUCCUUUUCAAGAAUCUUUGCCCUUGAUACUGCAUCUAGAACAAUGAAACGUUUGACAGGGAAUUACUAUAAAUCAGCAUUUCAGUUUAAUCAUAAUCUGACAACAAAGUGCUCACUGGAGCGUCAGUGAGGCUUGAGCCUGCAGGGAGUGCAGGGAGUGCUGUAGUGGUUGUGUUACACAAAUAGUUCAGUGGUUUGGGUGGGUAAAUUCUUUCAUUUUUGCACUGGUCUACAGUAGUGAGUUUGACUAAGGUUUUUAAAUCCUGGGACACUGAAAAUCCUUUGAGAGUUUGCGCAGGAAAUGUGCACAUUUGUGAUGUACAUCAGUAUUACACACCCAGGAAAUAAAAUAUUACUUUUGGUAACGUUA